Camellia sinensis is the source of this 973-nucleotide messenger RNA. RefSeq lists its product as uncharacterized. Lineage: Eukaryota; Viridiplantae; Streptophyta; Magnoliopsida; Ericales; Theaceae. Gene Ontology annotation, molecular function: nucleoside triphosphate diphosphatase activity. The record is from RefSeq and is a predicted model, not a curated record.
CCGCUAACGUCCUUCUCCCUCUUCUACAGUGCUUAUCUCCUAAAUUAUCGGAGGGAGGGAGGGAGAGAGAGAGAGAGAGAGAUGGCUGCAAAUGCAAAGAACCCACCAUUUAAGAUAAUAUUGGGUUCGUCUUCAAUGGCUCGUCGACAAAUUCUAGUUGAAAUGGGAUAUGAAUUCUCAAUCGUGACAGCAGACAUUGAUGAGCAAAGUAUUAGGAGGGAAAAGCCAGAGGAUUUGGUAAUGGCUCUUGCUGAGGCAAAGGCAGAUGCCAUCAUAUCAAGGCUCAAAAUUACAAGUCAUUUGGAGGACAAUGCUCACUCUACGCUGUUAAUUACUGCAGACACAGUGGUGGUGUAUGAAGGGAUGAUCAGAGAAAAGCCAUCCAGCAAGGAAGAAGCACGCCAGUUUAUCAAAGGCUAUUCUGGUGGUAGUGCUACAGUGGUGGGAUCUGUACUAGUAACCAAUCUAAAAACAGGUACCAGAAAGGGAGGAUGGGACAGCGCAGAGGUUUAUUUCCAUGACAUACCAAAUGAGGUCAUUGAUAGCCUGGUUGAGGAAGGAAUUAUGCUCAACGUUGCUGGAGGUUUGAUGCUUGAACAUCCUUUGACAUUGCCCUUUGUUGACACCGUGGUAGGAACAGCUGAUUUUGUUAUGGGACUUCCGAAAUCUCUGACGGAGAAGCUUAUUCAAGAAGCCCUUUAACUUCUGUUAGUGGUGCUGAUGUUCUGAUCUUGCUUCAUUAUCUUCAAUAUUUGUUUUUUUGCCAUAUUUCGAGUUAUGGCCAUAGUUGAUUCAUUUGAUUGGUUUUGAUUGAAAAGUCCUGUAUUUUAAUGUCAGGUUGAACAGGCAAUGCUAUGAUCCCCGGGCUGAAUCUUUGAUGCUGAUUAUUGAUGCUUUUGUACAAUGGAUUGCUAAACUGCAUCCAAGUGAAUUUGUUUCGCAACUCUUAACAUGAUUGAUGUCCGUUUAGAUA